AGAUAUAGCCACAGCAAAGGCUGUGGGCGGGUCAUUCUGCCAGGAUGAUGACUACUCCACACGUGAUUACACGAUUUCUGCUUGCAGGGGCUAUGUAGUUAAGGAAACUCGGGAGCCCGGAAAAAAUGUCACGGACAGAAAGUAGACGCAAAUACACGUUUAUCAAAAGUAAACCGGGGCAAUUUAAAUAUGGUGGACGUGGAUGAAUUGAGAAGAGGUGUUCAACAAGAAUUAUGAGCAAUUGUUGGUGGAAGAUGUCAUGGAAAGUUUUGAUAUAAAAAGUCUUUCAAGGCUAUAUCUGCUUUGAUGAAUGCAGAUAUGGAUGAAGCUGUGUGGCGCAAUCUUGAGGAGGUGCGCGGCAACCAUGAGUAAAGCGACUGCCGCUUCCUCCCAGCUGGAAGUACAGCCCGCCUAAAUAAAAGCAAAGGAGGCGCUCGCUCCUGUCCUGCGAAAUAUGACACCACCAUCCACCACAUCUGCAGUCAACCUCGAAGGAGAACUUUUCAAGGACCUGAUGAAAGGCUACAACAAGAAUGUGCGUCCCAUGGAGAACAGUGGGGAUGUCACACAGGUGGACAUCAAGAUGACACUGACCAACCUUAUCUCCCUGAAUGAAAAAGAGGAAGCUCUGAUGACUAGUGUUUGGAUCCAACUGAAAUGGUGCGACUACAGACUCAGGUGGGACCAACCACCCAGGUCAGCUUUGUACAAGAACAUCACUUCUCAGCUACGCGUCCCCUCAAAAAGCAUCUGGCUGCCUGAUGUGAUCCUGGAGAACAAUGUGGACGGACAGUUUGAAGUGGCGCUGUACUGCAAUGCGCUGGUGUCUCCUGAUGGCUGUGUAGAGUGGCUGCCCCCUGCCAUCUACCGCAGCGCUUGUGCCAUCACUGUCAACUAUUUCCCCUUUGACUGGCAGAACUGUACCAUGGUGUUCCGCUCCCAGACCUACAGUGCCAAUGAGAUUGAACUGGUUCUCAAAGAAGAGGACAACCACACGCUGGAGUGGGUCGAUAUUGACCCUGAAGCUUUUACAGAAAAUGGAGAGUGGGUCAUCAAACACAGGCCAGCUAAGAAGGUGAUCAACAGCCAGUAUACAAAAGACGACUUGGAGUUCCAGGAAGUGGUCUUUUUCCUCAUCAUCCAGAGAAAGCCUCUAUUUUACGUCAUCAAUAUCAUCGCUCCUUGCGUGCUCUUCUCCUCUCUUGGCCUGCUUGUGUACUACCUACCUGCUAAAGCUGGUGGUCAAAAGUGCACCAUGUCUAUUGCCACUCUUCUGGGCCAAACAGUGUUUCUUUUCCUCAUCGCCAAGAAGGUUCCAGAGACGUCAAAGGCAGUUCCUCUUAUUGGAAAGUACCUGAUGUUUGUGAUGUCGGUGACCACCAUGGUGGUGAUGAACUGCGUGAUCGUUCUCAACGUUUCCCUGAGAACUCCAAACACUCACAUGAUGUCAGACAGAGUGAGGAAGCUCCUUCUGAACGUUCUGCCUCGACUGCUGAGGAUGCGAAUGCAGCCCUGGGCGCCUAAUGAUGACACCUCCUCCGAAACCAGCGCCGCCGCCCAGAUUAGCAAUAGCGACGCUAAUGUCGUUGACGGGAAUAAUGUGCUUCUGGCCCCCUGUCGACGCCGCAGCUCGAUGACGCUCAUCAGCAAGGCGGAGGAAUAUACUUUAAAAACAGCUCGGACUGAACUCAUGUUUGCCCGACUCAAAGAGAGAAAUGGACUGAUAAAGUCAGUAUUUGAGAAGUUGAACAAGGGCCUGGAGGGUGGAACAGCGGAACGGCUUAGCGUGAGUUUGGCAAAAGCUGCCCCGGAACUAAAGCAAUGCGUGGCGUCGUGCAAACACAUCGCUGAAACGACAAGGCAGCACAACAACUUUCAAAAUGAGAAUGAAGAGUGGUUCCUGGUCGCCAGGGUAAUCGACAGGAUCUGCUUUAUUAUCAUGGCUCUGGUCUUUUUCAUCGGUACCAUAGGGAUCUUCCUGAUGGGUCACUUCAACCAGCCUCCUUCGUCUCCUUUUCUGGGGGACCCGAAGAAGUACCUUCCAACGAUAAACAAUCUCACUGAACUAACUGACCACAAGGCUGGAGUGGACCUUUGGGGAUGAACCGGGUCGUCACAUUUCGACCCUUUUUAGCUGAAUACUUUGCGUCGGUGCCAGUUGAUAGACUCCAAGGAUGACGGACACAUCACUGACUGAUGUGGGUCUGUGUAUCACUGUAAAGAAAAACAUAUACUGUACAUAGAUGUGCUACCCAUAAUAGUGAACCCUGGUGUCAACUGUAAACUUUGUGUAAUGUUUUGGUGGCAUUUAGUAAAGGUCUGCAGACACAACGCUAAAUAGGAUAAUAUAAUUUGACCUGGUAUCUCAUACGUUUGUGUACCAUCUGUGCAUUUGAUAAGAAGGAACAGGGUGUGAAGAAACUAACGUUAGCCGUUGGUGCUAGCCACUAACUAGCUAAAGAUAGGCCCGAAAUUAUUCAUAUCCAGACCAAAUUGAAGUUGAAGUAAUUUUUCAUUUCUUCAGUGGUGUCUUUGUCUUACUGGAAAACAAUAAAGACAAAGUGGCAAAGGGCUGUAAAACAUUUUUCUUACAAUACUAGUAACAUCUAGCAUAAUGUUCAAUCUAGAACAUUCUAAUCAGUUAUACAUUAGAUUAUUGGUCGUUGAGAAAGUGUAUAAAUAAUUUUGGACAUGUAACGUUUGUCAAAAUGUAACAAGUUAUCAAAAUAGCUAAUUAUCCAAAUAGCUCCACACAACUUCUUGCAGUAUUUUCCCACUUUGUUGUGCCAUUUUCAGCUAAAAGAUACGCAUUCAUCAAAUAAAAUUAUUUUUGUCAAUAAUGCCAGGUUUACACUAAAUAUGUUUUACAUUUUACCUGAUAUGAAGCAGCUGUUUGUGGGGGGGGAAAGGACAUUGGAUCUUCUGUGAUUGGUGUAUGUUUGUGUCCCAUUUGAUAAUAAGAGUAAAGAUGGUAAUGUUAGCUGCUAGUGCUA
Dunckerocampus dactyliophorus (ringed pipefish) is the source of this 2993-nucleotide messenger RNA. RefSeq names its product cholinergic receptor, nicotinic, gamma (gene chrng). The coding region runs from base 455 to 2104 and encodes 549 amino acids. Gene Ontology annotation, molecular function: acetylcholine-gated monoatomic cation-selective channel activity; transmembrane signaling receptor activity. Gene Ontology annotation, cellular component: synapse; postsynaptic membrane; neuron projection. Lineage: Eukaryota; Metazoa; Chordata; Actinopteri; Syngnathiformes; Syngnathidae. The transcript has 13 exons. Gene Ontology annotation, biological process: regulation of membrane potential; chemical synaptic transmission; signal transduction. The record is from RefSeq and is a predicted model, not a curated record.